UCUGCAUUACCAAGAAUAAAACAUUCAAAUAUUACUUAUAUGCCUUCCACUAUGUUGCCAUCAGUUGUGCCAGAUGAGGGUAUGUCUUUAUUAUUAUAAAUAAGAAUUUAAUGUAUUUGGAUCACAUUUUAAAAUCAAAAUGUUUUUAUUUCAACUAUAUCGUGUCAACUCCAGGUUUUUGAAUAGCGUUGGGAUUAGAAAUUAUUCAGCUCCUGUGAAUAUCAAAAAGACAGUGUUCAUAUCUCAAUCGAAAGAUAUUUUUACAAAUCUUGCCUUUGAAGAUUGGAUGUAUAAAAAUUGGAAUUUCAAUAAUCAUCAUGUUUUGUUGAUGUGGCAAAGUGACCCUUGUGUGGUUAUUGGUAGGCACCAAAACCCUUUUUUAGAAGCUAACAUUGGUGAAUUGAAAAAUAUUACAAAAUGUGGUGUGAGUCUAGCUAGAAGAAAUAGUGGAGGAGGUACAGUUUUCCAUGAUCAUGGAAAUCUUAAUCUAUCCUUUCUUACUACACAUGAGAAUUAUAAUAGACGAUAUAAUUUGGAGGUUAUAUCUCGAGCAGUUUCAAAGGAGUAUGGAUUAAAUAUAGAAAUAAAUAAGAGAGAGGACCUUGUAAUAGGUGAUUAUAAAGUGUCGGGAACUGCUUCUAAGUUGGGAAGACCAAAUGCUUACCAUCACUGUACACUUCUAGUGAAUGUUAACAAGGAAGAUCUUUCAUGUUCAUUGAAAAAAACCAACUUAAAUAUCAAUACAAAUGCAACGAAAUCUGUUCGUUCAAAAAUCAUGAAUUUAAGUGAGAAAAUUGAAAAUAUAUCUGUUGAAAAUCUAAUGAAAACUAUUGGCAUCGAAUAUAUGAGAACUCCCGCUUUUCAAGGAAAAAAUAAAAGUAUUUAUGCUAAUAGUCCCCAAGGAUUCAAGUAUGUAGAUCCUUCAGAAGAGCAAUUCCCCGGUAUAAGUCAUAGUCUUGAGCUUUUUACAAGUUGGAAGUGGAUUCAUGGAAAAACCCCUAAAUUCGUUAUAAAAUAUUCCAUACCACUCUUCCCUAGUUUUGACUGCACCUCAAGUGAUGAAUGUAUUGCAACUUUAACAGUUGAAAAUGGGAUUAUAUGUGAAAUUGGGCUUAUGCUUCCUCAUAUUUUAAACGAUUUGAAUAUUAAAAAUACUGUUGAAAGUGUGCUUCAGCAAUCUAUUUUUAGUUUAGACACUUUUUGUGUUAUAAAAGAGAUCCUUGAUGAAUCUGUCAAAAAUCAGGUUUCUGUUAUAACUUGAUAUUUAGUUUUAUUAUUUUUGUUCUGUUUUUUUUUCACUUUGUUAUUAUUUCUUUCAUGGAUUGUUUGAAUUGUUGUGAUUUUAAUAUUUUGUUAAUUAUUGUUUUUAUUUCUUGGGAUUUAAUAUAAUAAUAAUCUAGAUGAAAGAUUGUAAAAUUUAAAUACAAAUAUAUUUUUUGUGCUGCGCAUUUUUGUUAUCAUAUCCCUAUUUUUCAGAUAUCGUUCUGAAAAUUCGUAUAUCUGGAAGCAGUGAUCCAGAUUUCAUUGAAGUGGAUAUUCCUAAGUGGAAGCUGACAUA
This is a messenger RNA of Harmonia axyridis, 1558 nucleotides long. RefSeq names its product lipoyltransferase 1, mitochondrial-like. Lineage: Eukaryota; Metazoa; Arthropoda; Insecta; Coleoptera; Coccinellidae. Gene Ontology annotation, cellular component: mitochondrion; cytoplasm. Bases 140 to 1261 code for a protein of 373 amino acids. The transcript has a single exon. The record is from RefSeq and is a predicted model, not a curated record. Gene Ontology annotation, molecular function: lipoyltransferase activity. Gene Ontology annotation, biological process: protein lipoylation.